Durusdinium trenchii is the source of this 753-nucleotide messenger RNA. Lineage: Eukaryota; Dinophyceae; Suessiales; Symbiodiniaceae. The record is from the annotation of a GenBank genome assembly.
GACUUCUUCUGUACAAACAGGUUUGGUCCUAUCGGUGUGGCGCGGCGUCAAAGCUCCGAAGCUCAUUUGCGGAGAUGUCCCGAUCAACUGCGUCGUGGCUUUCAGGGCAGUCCAGCUCGAUUUGCAGAUCCCACCAGAGGAGGGUGCUUUACCUUUUGACAGCCGUGGAAGUGUGCGCAUCACUAUCAGCGAGGAAAGUGCCCAGGCAAUCAAAAGAUUGCCUGAGAUGAAGAGCUGGAGUGUGCAGCCAACAAUGGCGCCGGGAAGGGGAAAGAAAGCAGAUGGCUUGAUGCCAGGCAAGCAGAACAAGGGCAAAAAGUCCAAGACUGAUGCAGCAAAGACGAAGAUUCGCCGUGGCAAGUAUGCAAAGAAGGCGAAGCACUCCAAACUUGGCAAGAAGGGGAAGAAAAAGAAGGCCAAGGGCAAGAACCAGGAGGCAACUACAGAAGUGGAUGCUCAGCUCGUCGCGGAGGAGGCGCGUGAGCAGGCAGAUAAGAAGAAAAAGAAAAAGAAGCCAGUAGCGGUGAGCCUUUCAGUGCAACCACCGAGUUCCAAGGAAUAUCGGAGAACGCAGACGGGUUUCUCAGUCAUCAGGGGCCAGGUGCAAGAGCUCUUAGACUUGGACCAGGCAGCGUUCCCAGAUGCACCAGCCUUUUCUCAUGAAGGGCUGUGCAGGUGGAAGAUCGAUGCGGCCAAGGAGAGGACGAGGCAGCAGAUCAUCGAGGAAUCCAGUGAGGCCAUUGAUGCUUUGAA